CACUUUUCUGACGCUUUGGGGAGUUCCGUGCGUCCGAGCCUCUCGCACCUCUCCACGGUUUAAAUCCCUCCUCUGGCUGCUCCACCUGGACGUGUCGCUAAUUUCCCUAUUCAUUCACCCGUGCGGUCAUUUCACGUCGUCGUGACUCCUAAUUGUUUCUUGGCAGAGUUAGAAACCGGUGGUGAAAAGGCUCAUAUGAGUGCGCCUCCGCUGAUCCGUGCGCCCAGCCCUCUCCCGUUCUCAGGGGGCACAAACAACACCAACACCGGCGCCGGGGAGGGGUGGUGGUGGUGUAGGAGGAGGAGGAGGUGGUGGUGGUGGUGUGAUCUCCUUCCACAUCCAGAUCGGUCUGAGCCGGGAGCCCGUGCUGCUGGAUGCCGCGGAGUUCAGCCUCAGUCAGGUCCGGGAGGUGGCGUGCUCCAUCGUGGACCAAAAGUUACCAGAGUGCGGCUUCUAUGGGAUGUAUGAGAAGAUCCUCCUAUUCCGUCAUGAUCCUACAUCAGACAACGUGCUGCAGCUACUACGCUCUGCUUCUCAGAUCCAGGAGGGUGACUUGGUGGAAGCCAUACUGUCAGCUUCAGCCACAGUAGAGGACUUCCAGAUUCGUCCACACUGCCUGUUUGUCCAUUCGUACCGAGCACCAGCCUUCUGUGACCACUGUGGGGAAAUGCUGUGGGGACUUGUACGCCAAGGACUUAAAUGUGAAGGUUGUGGUCUGAAUUACCACAAGCGCUGUGCCUUUAAGAUCCCCAACAACUGCAGCGGGGUGAGGAGGCGUCGUCCCUCCAAUGUCUCAUUGACAGGCGGGAUAAUCAACAUCGGCCGUCCGCUCUCUGCUGAGCCUUCACCUCCCCACUACAGUGAUGAUGCUUUAUUGUCUCCAGUCAGUCCUAGCAUGGAGCAGAAGAACCAGUUAGAUUACUUUCCUGGUAGAGAGCGGCGAUCCAGUUCACAAUCAUAUAUUGGCCGUCCCAUUGAGCUUGACAAGAUCUUACUGUCAAAAGUCAAAGUUCCCCACACAUUCCUGAUUCACUCUUACACCCGGCCUACUGUCUGCCAGCACUGCAAGAAGCUGCUCAAAGGCCUCUUCAGGCAGGGCCUGCAGUGCAAAGACUGUAAAUUUAAUUGUCAUAAACGAUGUGCGCAAAAAGUGCCAAACAACUGCCUGGGAGAAGUUUCCAAAAAUGGAGAACUUCUGAGCCCAGGUGCAGAAUCGGAUGCCCUCAUGGUGGAGGGUUGCCUUGAUGAUCAUGAUAUUGACAGAGGGGGUAGCCUCUUGGAUGACAUGGAUGAAGCACUGGCCUCAGAGAGUGGCCUGCUACUAGAGGCAGGACCCAGCGAUCUCUGUGACAUGCACGACCCUGACCUAGAUGAGUCCAACCGAGCCAUCAGCCCCUCCACCAGCAACAACAUUCCUUUGAUGCGAGUUGUCCAGUCUGUCAAACACACAAAGAGGAAGAGCAGCAAUGUGAUGAAAGAGGGCUGGAUGGUCCACUACACCAGCAAGGACACUCUGAGGAAAAGACAUUACUGGAGGCUAGACAGUAAAUGCAUUACGCUGUUUCAGAACGACACAGGAAGUAAAUAUUACAAGGAAAUCCCUCUGUCUGAAAUCUUGUCUCUGGAGCCUGCUCAGAAUUAUUCUCUGCUUCCUGAUGGAGCCAAUCCUCAUUGCUUUGAGAUCGCCACGGCAUCACUGGUUUAUUAUGUUGGAGAGAACCUGCAGAGACCUGAAUCAUCUGUGACAGGCAGCAGCAUUCUGGUCAGCGGUGUUGGGCAGGAUGUGGCUCGAAUGUGGGAAAUGGCCAUCCAGCAUGCUCUGAUGCCAGCGGUUUCUACAGGAAUUUGCCACAGUUCCCACCGCAGUGGACACAAGGAGAUUUCAAUCAGUAUUUCAGUUUCCAACUGCCAGAUCCAGGAGAAUGUGGACAUCAACUCAGUGUAUCAAAUCUUCCCAGACGAGGUUCUUGGCUCAGGACAGUUUGGCAUUGUGUAUGGAGGUAAGCACAGGAAGUCCGGCCGAGAUGUUGCCAUCAAAAUCAUCGACAAACUCCGCUUCCCCACCAAACAGGAGAGUCAGCUGCGCAAUGAGGUGGCCAUCCUGCAGAGCCUGCACCAUCCAGGGGUGGUCAACCUGGACUGUAUGUUUGAGACACCAGAGCGAGUGUUUGUGGUCAUGGAGAAGCUUCACGGAGACAUGUUGGAGAUGAUCCUCUCCAGUGAGAAAGGCAGACUUCCUGAGAGGAUCACAAAGUUCCUGGUGACACAGAUCUUGGUGGCUUUGCGUCAUCUCCACUUCAAGAACAUUGUCCACUGUGAUCUGAAACCUGAAAAUGUCCUGCUGGCUUCUGCAGACUCUUUCCCCCAGGUGAAGCUGUGUGAUUUUGGGUUUGCUCGAAUCAUUGGUGAGAAGUCAUUCAGGCGUUCAGUGGUCGGAACACCAGCAUAUCUUGCUCCUGAAGUCUUGAGAAAUAAAGGCUACAACCGCUCACUGGACAUGUGGUCAGUUGGAGUCAUCAUCUAUGUCAGUCUCAGUGGGACGUUCCCUUUCAAUGAAGAUGAAGAUAUCAAUGAUCAGAUCCAGAAUGCAGCCUUCAUGUACCCUCCUCACCCCUGGAAAAAAAUCUCCCAAGAAGCGAUUGACCUGAUCAACAACUUGCUGCAAGUGAAGAUGAGGAAGAGAUACAGUGUUGACAAGACACUAAGCCAUCCCUGGUUGCAGGACUACCAGAUGUGGCUGGAUCUAAGAAACCUUGAGUCUCGGAUAAACGAGCGCUAUAUCACCCAUGAGAGCGAUGACCUGCGAUGGCAUCAUCACGCCCAGCUCAGCGGCCUAGACUACCCCAUGCACCUAACCAACAGCCCCUGUGGUGAAGUUGGACAGGGGAUGGAGCGUUACAAGGAAAAGGAGGAAGAACUGGAGACCCUCAGUGAGAGGAUCAAACUUCUGUACACUCCAAAAUUGGCAUUCCAGCUUCAACUGGAAUUGAAAUGUUGAGUGUCUUGUACGUUUCUCUGUAAAGGUUUGAGUUAUAAAGCAUUCAAUUAAGUAUUUUUUUUAUAACGUGCUUAAACCAUUGUACAUGUUUUAUUGUGAAGAAUCUGUAGAUGACUGCAAACAGAAGUAGAACUCUAGAUUAUGUACACCUUUUAACUAAGCGAAAGUUUGAUACAGAAAGCAAAGACUGUUAAACCUGAUAAUUUUCUUACAGGUAUUAAGCCUUUCUCAGAAAUUAGAUAGAUUUGUACUUGUGUCUCUGGGAAUUUCAGAAGUUUAACUUAGUUAAAAAAAUAAAACUGUUAGUUUUCAUGUUACAGAAUCCAAAAGUCUUUUAUUGCUAGUGUUUUACAGUGCUUGAACAAAUUAAAGAAAACUUAAAUCAGUGAUCACAUGGAUCUUAAUUACUGAUUACUAUCAGUAAGUAAUUCUUACAGAUAUACACUGUAAUUUGUUGAGAACAAAGUAACAGUUGUCAUAGGAAACCAAAAUCAUCAACGCAUUUAGGGCUGGAUAUAAAAUAACACCAAAAAUCCAACUGAUCCAACUUGCCUUGUAAUAUGGCUUAAUAGUGUUGUAGUAGAUGUGCCAUUUCACACACUUAAGACUAUGCUGGGAGACACAGAAAUACUUGUAUGUGCUGCAGGUACGGUCUCAUGGUACCAGCAGUGACAAGGACACUAGAAAAAAGCAAAACAGGAGACAAAUCAGUCAGGAGGGAUAAGAUGAUGCGAAUGGUGUGCGGCCGCCAUCUGCAAUACAAUUCCCCUUUUGGGGGUCGUCUUGUUGUUGGCUCUCCAGAGCACCUGUUAACACUUUCAUUUGCACCAAAUCAGGUGAAACCAGUUUAUGCUUCCUAAUUGGACAGACUGAUAUAUCUGUAGUUAAAAUGAAUUUGAAUGAAUGAAGAAAUAUUACCACAUAUAUGGCUUGAAAAAAAUAACACAAAUUCAUGUUUUUACACUGUACUAUUUUUUGGGGAUUUUAAAAAAUGUAUAUGAUGUGAGAAUUCAUUGUUUUGUUUUUUUCAACCAUUCCACAAAGAUAUGCUAACUGUUUGCUCCUGAGUUCUGCUAAGCUAAGUUAGUCAUUGCCAUCCUUCAGCUUUGUAUUACAGACAGAAAUAAGAUCCCUAGCCAUCAUUAUCUAACUCAGUGAGAACAAACACAAGUAUAUACUUUACCUGACUUUACAUAAACUGUCUACUUUUAGUACAAUCUACUUAACUAGCUUAUUUCUAUUUUAUGAACAAUCACUGAAGGUUUUGAUAUUCACCAGCAGUGGAUAUUGGAUGAAAUGUAGUUAUUUUAAAAUAUAAUGAAGAACUAUUGCCUGGCCUGUUGGUCAGAAAACAUGAAAUGUAUUAGUAGAAGAAGAAUGAGGUCUAAACGUUUUCUCUGAAUGUGUUUCGCUUUGAGCUGUUGAAGUGUCUGUCAAUGUGCAGAACGUUCAGCUGUUUCCUGAUGCUGUAUGGCUUCAUCCCUUUGCUGUCUGCGCUCUGAACAGCCUGCCUGAAGUGCUCACAAAGCAUUUGCUAUCUACAGAAACUUUAAAGAUGUAUUUUUUCGGACCA
Molecule: messenger RNA, 4571 nt
Organism: Oreochromis niloticus (Nile tilapia)
Lineage: Eukaryota; Metazoa; Chordata; Actinopteri; Cichliformes; Cichlidae
Gene: prkd1
Product: protein kinase D1
Exons: 22
Coding region: 461-2998 (845 amino acids)
Biological process (GO): intracellular signal transduction; phospholipase C-activating G protein-coupled receptor signaling pathway; protein phosphorylation
Cellular component (GO): cytosol
Molecular function (GO): ATP binding; protein serine/threonine kinase activity
Source: RefSeq, a predicted model, not a curated record